AUGGAUAUGAAGAAGAGGCUGGUAAUAUUAUGGGUCUGUAUGGUGUUAGUGUUAGGUAUGUCGGGGUCCACCAGAGCAAGAGCAAGAGCGAGACCAGCUAUUCGUAUAAUUAACUUUGGUGACUCAAAUUCCGACACUGGAGGAGUGCUGGCCGGUGCAGGACUUCCCAUUGGCCUUCCACACGGCAUUACCUUCUUUCACAGAGGCACCGGCCGUUUUGGUGAUGGUCGCCUCAUCAUUGAUUUUUUCUGUGAACAUCUGAAGCUGAGCUAUUUGAGCCCAUAUCUGGAGUCCUUGGCACCAAAUUUUACGAGUGGCGUAAAUUUUGCAGUAGCUGGAGCCAUGACUCUACCACAAUUUGUACCUUUUCAGCUUGAUGUUCAGGUUCGCCAAUUCGUGCACUUCAAGAAUCGGUCACUUGAACUCCUUUCCCUCGGUUCUGGGAACUUUAUCAAUGAAGAUGGAUUCCAUAGUGCAGUUUACAUGAUAGAUAUAGGACAAAAUGAUCUACUGGUCGCACUAUAUGCAGCAAAUCUCAGUUAUGCCCCAGUUGCAGCCAAAAUUCCAUCUUUUAUAGCAGAAAUCAAACUAGCUGUUCAAACGUUAUACCAGUAUGGUGGUAGAAAGUUCUGGAUACACAACACCGGGCCACUGGGUUGUGCUCCUAAAGAGCUUGCAUUACAUGCACACAAUGCUACAGACCUUGACAAAAUUGGAUGCUUCCGUGUCCACAACGAUUUAGCAAAACUUUUUAACAAAGGUUUACAUAAAAUGUGCAAAGAGUUGAGGUCGUUAUUGAAAGAUGCAGUUAUUGUGUAUGUGGAUGUGUACAGCAUCAAAUACAAUCUCUUCGCAGAGCCCUCAAAAUAUGGAUUUGUAGAACCAUUCAAGGCAUGCUGUGGGUAUGGAGGGCCUCCCAACAAUUACAAUGUGAAAGCCACAUGCGGGCAACCGGGGUACAGCAUAUGCAAUAAUGUAACAUCAGCCAUCGUAUGGGAUGGUGUCCACUACACAGAAGCUGCAAAUAGUGUAGUUGCUGCUACAAUUCUCUCCAGGUCAUCACUAAAACUAGAGCAGUUGACUUGA
Lactuca saligna is the source of this 1086-nucleotide messenger RNA. Lineage: Eukaryota; Viridiplantae; Streptophyta; Magnoliopsida; Asterales; Asteraceae. The record is from the annotation of a GenBank genome assembly.